Cyclopterus lumpus (lumpfish) is the source of this 789-nucleotide messenger RNA. RefSeq names its product transmembrane protein 271-like. The record is from RefSeq and is a predicted model, not a curated record. NCBI's taxonomy places the organism in Eukaryota, Metazoa, Chordata, Actinopteri, Perciformes, Cyclopteridae. The transcript has a single exon. The coding region runs from base 1 to 789 and encodes 262 amino acids.
AUGAAGUUGAGUGGGAAAGGACUGUGCACCGUGUUCUCCAGCACCCUCCUCUUCGUGUGCGCCCUCAGCGAAGUUGUCGUUGGAUUAAGAUGCGUCUCGUUGGGAUCUACGGUGAGAGCGCACUUCCACCUCGGCGGCGCGGCCGGGGCUUUCUACUCCGGGCUACUUCUGGGCAUCGGGCAGGCGCUCCUGGGCUCCGCGCUGCUCUUUUGCAUGGACAAGCCCGGCUGCAGGAAUUUAUUUCUCCUGGGUGUUGUGGUGUUCUUGUUGGGAGUCCUCACCGCCUUCUCCGGCGCGGUGGUGGACGGGGACACGGCUUCCCUGGUGGAGAGGAAGUACACCCAUUACUGCUUCCACUCGCUGGUCGCGAACCCUGCCUGCGAGCGGCUGAGGGAGUACCAGCGGAGUCUGGUCGUGUCCACGGUCCUCAGCACCUUGGAGUGCCUCCUCGGGCUCAUCAACCUGGUGGUCAUCAAGAGGUACAAAGCGGCGCAGUUUUCUCGGAGCCGGCAGUCGGAGAGGCAGCGCGCCGGUGCGAUCAUCUUCCGCGAGGAGCGGGACUGCUCGGGGGAUUUCCAGCCGGUGUCCUACAUCAACUUGGGUGUUUUUAACGUGUUGGACGAGACAGGAGCCGAAGUGCAGUGCGGGGGACACCCGUCCAUCGAGCUGCCGGGAUACUCGCCCACGGACCCGGAGCUCAAUCAUUGUUUCCCGUUCUCCUACCCGCUCCCCAGCGAGCUGCCCCCCGCAUACGAUGACAUUUUCCCCGCUGAGGCAUGCAACACAUAG